GUGACUGUGCAUCCUUUUGUAGAAGUUACAUUUCAGAAAACAGUUUAUCAGACUAGCACUGCAGAUGGCUCUCAUCCAUGCUGGAAUGAAGAACUUCAAGUUGAUUUUAACUCUCCAGCACAUGAUUACACCUUUUUAGGUCUAUCUAAAAUAAAAGACAACAUAAAUAUUAGCAUUUUUGAUGAAUUUGUGAUUGAAAAGCAUGAGGAUGCCUGUCCAAAUAGUUGCAGUGGUCAUUCUUACAUAAGAAAAAACUGGCUUGGAUCAAUUGUAUUUCCUUUCUCUGCUCUACUUGAACAAUCUAAGAUCUGUGGAACAUUUCAAAUAGAUAUGCCAUCUGUUGUACUUGGAUAUACUUGGAGUAAGACAUAUGUACCCCCUAAAGAAGAAUGUUUGGGGCAGAACCUGAAAGAAUAUAGCUUUUUAACCAUCUUUGCUACUAUUGAACCUCAGUUAUCUUCUGCUGAAAAUAAUUUAGAACUAGAUACGUUUGCAGAUCAUGAAGCAGAAACACUAUUGCAAAGAGCAUAUAUUUUUAAGCAAACAUGGAAAGCAGUGUUUCCAAAGAGAAGGAUAAUGACUUCAGUUUUUAACAAUCAGGGAAGGAAUAUUUUAGUAACUAAGUACAUUAGCCCUUUGAAUCCACCACAACUGUUUCUAGAUAUGUAUCCAAAAGAUCCCAAUUCAACUUCUGACCUUAUAUCACGAUUUGUAUCUUUAAUUCCUUGUAUAGCAGAUACAGUGGAUGAAAAUAAUGAUGUUGAUGUGUGGAUGACAUCAGAG
Notechis scutatus (mainland tiger snake) is the source of this 783-nucleotide messenger RNA. NCBI's taxonomy places the organism in Eukaryota, Metazoa, Chordata, Lepidosauria, Squamata, Elapidae. The record is from RefSeq and is a predicted model, not a curated record.